This is a messenger RNA of Guillardia theta CCMP2712, 1110 nucleotides long. RefSeq lists its product as hypothetical. Bases 1 to 1110 code for a protein of 369 amino acids. Gene Ontology annotation, molecular function: glutamate 5-kinase activity; glutamate-5-semialdehyde dehydrogenase (NADP+) activity; ATP binding. Lineage: Eukaryota; Cryptophyceae; Pyrenomonadales; Geminigeraceae. The transcript has 9 exons. Gene Ontology annotation, cellular component: cytoplasm. The record is from RefSeq and is a predicted model, not a curated record.
AUGAGUGCUGGUAUGUUCCGACGUGAAAUCGUGAAGCGAGAGCAAGUCCGAUGGAUGGGAAGCGGAGGAGAUGAACGAGAGCCGCUCAAGUCAUGCAAGCGGGUUGUCAUCAAAGUUGGCACUGCAGUCGUCUCACGACCAAAUGGAACUCUUGCCCUCGCUCGUAUGGGCGGACUGGUCGAGGAGAUCGCUGACCUGAUUGAGAAAGGAAAGCAAGUGAUGCUGAUUAGCAGCGGAGCGGUGGGACUGGGCAGGGAAAGGAUUGGUUUCUCCAAGGAAGUGAUUUCGAAUACGUCCAACGUCGUCGAGAGGCAGGCAAGUGCUGCUGCAGGCCAGGAGCUCCUCAUGAGCACGUACAAUGUGAUGUUCAACAGGCUGGGCAUCAAGUGUGCGCAGGUUCUGAUCACUCAAGGUGACUUUGGCAUGCUGGAUCGGUACAACAACCUUGCCAACACCCUCGACCGAUUGAGCUCCCUCGGAGUCGUACCUGUAAUCAAUGAGAACGAUGUCGUGACCGGGGCUUCUCAGCUCGACCCCGCCACGAAGGGGCAAGUUUUCACCGACAACGACAUGCUUGCAGCUCUUGUCGCAGCAGGGGGUGAAGCCGAUGGAGUAUGCAUGCUCACGGACGUCUAUCGGGAUCACGAGGAUGUCAAGAUUGGAACUAAGAGCACGAUGGGAAGAGGCGGCAUGGGCUCCAAGAUACACGCAGCCCAAGUUGCAACGCAAGGAGGGGUCCACUGCUGUAUAGCCAACGGGUAUGACAUUCGCAACAUUGCCAGGGUCUUCUCGGGGGAUGACAUCGGAACGUUCUUUCCAGCGAGGCAGCGGCCGUCGAAACACACGCACUGGCUGCUGCACAUGGCGUUGUGCCAGGGAGUCUUAAGGAUCCGAGAGUCUGCUUUCGAGAAGAAGUUCAAGGGUGCUGUUGUAUCUGAGAAAGGCCCACAGCUAGAGAUCGCCGACAUCGCCAGCAUCGAGGGAGACUUCAGCUCGAAAAGCCCGGUGAUUCUGAAGAUGGAGAACUCCAAGACUGAGAUCGGAAGGGCCCUUCGCACCUUCGGCUCAAGUCAAGUCCUUUCCAAGGGCGACGAUCUUGCCCUCUUUUAA